Molecule: messenger RNA, 1398 nt
Organism: Didymosphaeria variabile
Lineage: Eukaryota; Fungi; Ascomycota; Dothideomycetes; Pleosporales; Didymosphaeriaceae
Exons: 5
Coding region: 1-1398 (465 amino acids)
Source: RefSeq, a predicted model, not a curated record
AUGGCACAGCCCCAGCAGCACCUGCUCACUCUCCCGGAUGAGCUGACGCUCAUGAUCUUCAAUGAGCUUCGUCUCGAUGACCGCCGUGCAGUUCUUCAAGUCAAUAAGCAACUCCUUUGGACGUUUUCUCCAGUGUUCUUCGAAUGUAUCGGUCUUGUGGACGUGAACUUCUUGGAAGGUUCGCACGCCAACCUCGACGGAUACAAGCUUGCCAGUUAUCGGAUAAAGAAUCUUGCUAUUCACAACAACGCUGCACAUAUCUAUCCAAGAGUCCUUAUGCGAACUGGCUCGCGAGUCCACAAUUCAAGUCGCUACGAAGUAUCGAGUUCCAUGCUUUCGAACUUUCUUUUUUUCAUCGAUAUUGAAUUCUUACCCAGCAUCGAAGCGUUAUGCUUCUUCAACAACACCAAAGCACAGACGACGGAUGAUCGUGGUCAAGAAGAUCUGAUGAAGCGAUUCGCGCACAUCAAAUCGAAACACUCGCCUGGGUCUACUCCCGUUCUAAAAGUGUUCAAACAUCGUCAGACUAUACGCUGGCCUACCGGUUCACAGACAGUGCCAGGUCAUGUACUUGCAGCAUUCGUGCAGCAGUUCAGUGGCAUGCUUGUACAAGUCAUUCAACAGAACCUUAGGUACAUGGGGCCUCUCUCCGAUUUCGCAAUCCCGACAUUGGAGUAUGCUUGCCAUCAGCACGGCGAAGACGAACGGAACUAUAGAGACAUCAAAGCCUUCUUCAGGGUAGCAAACGGCCUUGUUGGCUGGGGGAUGAACUUCCCAUCAAUUCUUUACACUGGACUGAUGACGGGAGUGGGUGAUGACUUCAAGCAGGAAGCGGAAGCUCUCGCAGACGCUCUAUCUCCGGCCAUCUCGCUGAAAGUAUUAUUGUUGAUCACCCCAGCUACUUCAGCGGCUUUCAACAAGGUAGCCAAGAAGCAUCAACGCGGUGCAGUAAAAUAUCUAGUCGAUAAGCUCGCGGAUCGGUUCGUCUUUCUAGAGACGGUAUUCGUUGCCAAUCGGAACAUUCUCAAUACCCCUUCUCGCCGACGCCAAAUUCGCCAGGCCGUAUGCUAUCGGAUCAGGUUCGACUUCGACAACAAACAGGACAUGUUUUCGGUAGUUUCCCCACUGAUCAAGGAGCUAUCACCGAAAGAAACGGAAGCCCUCAAGAAUCUUGGAGGAGACACUCUCUUGAUAUUCAAUGAUUACGAGCGUGCCGGAUUGGGUGCUCUCUACCUAGGCGAAGAUGAGACCAAAGUAUGCCAGCAAAAGAGGGAUGAGCGUUUAGAGCAGGAGCAAGAACGAGACUUGGAGCAGCAGGGAAAGGAGACCGGGUUCCCGGAACAAGCGCUCGAUGCUGAUCAAGACGGAGAUUCAGACAUGGAAUUGAAUUGGCCUUAG